Molecule: messenger RNA, 1900 nt
Organism: Juglans microcarpa x Juglans regia
Lineage: Eukaryota; Viridiplantae; Streptophyta; Magnoliopsida; Fagales; Juglandaceae
Product: probable protein S-acyltransferase 14
Exons: 7
Coding region: 473-1396 (307 amino acids)
Biological process (GO): protein targeting to membrane; peptidyl-L-cysteine S-palmitoylation
Cellular component (GO): endoplasmic reticulum; Golgi apparatus
Molecular function (GO): protein-cysteine S-palmitoyltransferase activity
Source: RefSeq, a predicted model, not a curated record
GCUUUCCACUUAUAUUAAAAAAAUAAAAAUAAAAGUUACUCAUAUAAAUUUGACUAAUCCAUCCCCUUAAUUCCCACAAAACCUUUGAAAAUCGUUGCUCUCUCUCUUUCUAUCUGGUACCUCCUCCGUGACAAACGCUCAUGGAUUCCACGCUCCCACAUGAAGUCCCGGAUUCCUUCCUUUCAAUCCCAUAAACCCUCAGAUUCACAAAAACCACUGCCCAGAUCAACUUACUAAGAAAGAGAAAAGUCACCCAGAUUCACUUUUUCCAAAAAAAAAAUAAAUAAAUAAAAUUACGUACUCUUUUUAUCCCCUCGUUUCUUGAUCACGCACAUCCCAGAUAUCGAGCUAAUUUGUCAAUCUUAAAAUUGUGGUAUGCUUUGAGGAAAUCACAGAAACUGAACACGCGGAAAGCAGACAGCACUUGCGUCUUAAAUUGGUGUGUUUUUACUUUUUUUGUUGUUUUCCGAGGAUGCAUAGAUCUGGAGCAGCGAUGGCCUGGAACGUGUUCCAGUUCUGCACAGCACUGCGGGGGCUUGGCUCAAUCAUGAUCCUCUUGGUUCUUGGCGUCGUGGGUGUUACCUACUACGUCGUCGUUUUGACUAAUUAUGGCCCGGCUUUGUACGAUGGUGGCCUCGAUUCUCUCAUUGCUCUUGCCGUAUUGAUCUUGUUCCAUUGCUUGUUGGUGAUGCUAUUGUGGAGUUACUUUUCCGUUGUUUUGACCGAUCCGGGAAGUGUACCUCCAAAAUGGAGGCCUGCUGUCGAUGAGGAGAGAGGAGAAGCCGACCAGUUGAACGGGUCAGAGUUCAGUAACCUGACUGCGGACCCUCCGAAUCAUAGAAUCCGGUCCUGUCGGAAGUGCAACCAGCUGAAACCACCUCGAUGUCAUCACUGCUCUGUUUGUGGACGAUGUGUGUUGAAGAUGGACCAUCACUGUGUGUGGGUUGUUAAUUGUGUCGGGGCAUUAAACUAUAAAUAUUUUCUUCUCUUCUUGUUCUACACGUUUCUGGAGACAAGUCUUGUAACAUUGUCGUUACUUCCACAUCUAAGAGCAUUGUUUAGUGAUGGAGAAAUACCUGGGACUCCUGGCACCCUUGCAACCACAUUCCUUGCCUUCGUCCUGAACCUUGCUUUUGCGUUGAGUGUUAUGAUGUUUCUAAUAAUGCACAUACGAUUGGUGGCUGCCAACACCACAACAAUUGAGGCGUAUGAGAAGAAAACCUCUCCAAAAUGGCGCUAUGACCUUGGUCAAAAGAAGAAUUUUGAACAGGUCUUUGGGAUGGACAAGCGAUACUGGUUUAUCCCUGCAUAUUCAGAAGAAGACAUUCGACGGAUGCCAGUACUGCAGGGGCUUGAAUAUCCAUCAAAGCCAGACUUCGAUUCCCAGGAGUUCUAAGAAUCAAAGGUGCCACAUUGCGAGAAAUCCUUAUUUCUUCCCUAUAAGAAUAGAUAUGGGAGCUUCCGAAACUGUUUACUAACAUCUUCAUUGACUGAAAAGCUUACAACCAAUUGGGCACUUAACACAUUCAUUCACCCGGGCGUCGUCUUAUCCAUAACAAAGGGAGUUCAGGGUGAGAGAGAGAGAGAGAGAGAGGGUAUUGUAUCCAGGAUAAAGGAAAAGCAGGUGGGUAGCAGUAUAGUUGGGGAUGGCUUGAUGGGCUAACGUUAAUUUCAUGCUUUUCAACUUCAGUUUUUGGCAAAGUUUGGGGAAACUGUAAAAUAGGGGUUGCAAGUUUUUCAUAUGGUGGUAUGCCGAUAUUCCUCUGGCUUCUUUGCAUUGAUGUUUGGUGGAAAAAUAUGGAAUCGGUCUGAGUGGCUUCGGCACAUGUUAGGGAUGAUCAAUCAAGUCACUGUACGCUUUCUAUACAUUCUUACGAAAUUAUCUAAUUUCAUUACCAGA